This is a messenger RNA of Temnothorax curvispinosus, 702 nucleotides long. RefSeq lists its product as uncharacterized. The coding region runs from base 1 to 702 and encodes 233 amino acids. Gene Ontology annotation, molecular function: aspartic-type endopeptidase activity. The record is from RefSeq and is a predicted model, not a curated record. Lineage: Eukaryota; Metazoa; Arthropoda; Insecta; Hymenoptera; Formicidae. Gene Ontology annotation, biological process: proteolysis. The transcript has a single exon.
AUGGCGGCCAACAACGAUAGCCCACGACCACGCCGCCUCUUCCUGACGGACAAAAAGACAAAGACACGAUACCUGAUAGACACCGGGUCGGAUAUAAGCGUCUACCCACACCAGCGAGGAAGAAGGAAUCAAAAGGAAAAAUACAAACUCUACGCAGCCAACGGAUCCGCAAUAGCAACCUAUGGGAGCACGAACCUCCAGCCCGAUUUCGGACUUAGACGAGAUUUUCCAUGGAGAUUCAUCAUAGCGGACGUCACGACGCCAAUCAUAGGCUCCGAUUUCCUGGCAUACUAUCACUUAUUACCAGACGUCAGAAGAGGAUGCCUGGUCGACGGGCAGACAGGCCUGCGAGCAAAAGGGCGCACCCAAGAGCAGCACACUUCUUCAAUAAAAGCAAUCAACGAAGAGUCGCCUUACCACCACAUAUUAAAAGAGUUUCCCGUCAUCACACGGCAAUCGGGAACAGCGAAGUGCUCGUACAAUACCGUGCAUUACAUAAACACCACGCCAGGCCCGCCGGAGGCCUGCCGACCGAGACGCCUGGCACCAGACAAGUUGAAAGCAGCAAAAAUAGAGUUCGAACUACUACUACGAGAAGGAAUAAUCCGGCCUUCAAAGAGCCCAUGGGCAUCACCACUACAUAUGGUCCCCAAGAAAGCGGAAGCAAUGGAGAGCGUGCGGAGACUACCGCCCUGUAAAUAG